AUGAAGGAGAAUGGAAGGACCGACUCCACUGCGGAGAAGGUAGAGCAUAUAGAGGAGAGCCCAGAUCCCACAUGCGUUCACAAGGAAGAGAAGACAGACCUCGAGGGCCGCUCUCCUAGUAAUCUCAAUGCUGUCUUCGAAAACCCCCUUGCCGGAAUUUCCCGCGAACAACUCUUUAAAGAUGUUGUCGAAUUUUGCACCAAGUACGAUUUGAUGGAUCAUGUCGAGACUUUCAAAAAGGGUGCUCUCAUUUCGCAAAAUCCUGCAUCGGCAACCAGUCUUCCCGAGUUAUCGGAGGAAGAGAGGGAGGCUCUCGAGCGUGAAAAUACCCAUAAGUGGUCACAGCCAUGGCAGUUAUACUUUCUAGCAUCAAUGUGCUCUCUGGCUGCGGCUGUCCAAGGUAUGGAUGAGACCGUCAAUAAUGGUGCCCAGGCUAUCUACUUUGCCGAAGACCAACUCAACAUCACUUCCAAAAAUAUCCAAGGCCUUGUUGUCGGUGCCCCAUACUUAGCUUGUGCGAUUAUCGGUUGCUGGCUUACUGAGCCCUUAAAUCGAUUAUUUGCUCGGCGUGGUACAAUUCUCAUCUCAUGCGUGAUUGCAGCUGUUGCCUCGGUAUGGGAAGGUGUUGCAAAUACCUGGGUCAAUCUUUUCAUUGCUCGCUUUGUUCUUGGUCUGGGGAUUGGGUCAAAGUCGAGUACAGUGCCUGUAUAUGCCGCGGAGUGCUCUCCCGCUCCAAUCCGAGGUGCUCUUGUUAUGAUGUGGCAAAUGUGGACGGCCUUCGGUAUCAUGCUUGGCAACAUAAUGGGUGUUGCGUUCAUGAGUCUAGAUCGAGACAUCAGCUGGCGUCUCAUGCUAGGAUCCACUGUCGUAUUGCCACUGAUUGUCUGCGCUCAAGUCUACUUCUGCCCGGAAUCUCCAAGAUGGCUGAUCCAGCAUGGCAAAAUCCAAAAAGCCUAUACUAAUUUCCGUAUCCUCCGUCCAACGGACAUCCAGGCCGCGAGAGAUUUGUAUUAUGCACAUGUGGGCGUUGAGCUUGAACGAAAGAUUAACAAGGGCAAGAAUUUCUUCGCAAUGUUCAUUGAGCUGUUUACCAUCCCACGAAACCGCCGUGCCACGCUCGCUAGCUGGAUCGUGAUGUUCAUGCAGCAAUUCUGUGGAGUCAACGUCAUUGCGUACUACUCUACCUCCGUCUUCACUGAAGCAAGUUACAGUCUGACUAGCGCGCUACUGGCAUCCAUGGGAACUGGUAUUCUCAACUGGGUCUUUGCCCUACCAGCCUUCUUCACGAUUGAUACCUGGGGUCGCCGGAAUUUGCUACUUUUCACUUUUCCCUUCCUUGCUAUCACUCUCCUAUGGACUGGAUUUUCCUUCUGGAUUGAAGAGGGUAAUGAAACAAGCAAAAAGAGGAUUGCAAUGGUCACCACGGGAAUGUACCUGUUUGAAAUAUUCUACUCUCCUGGAGAAGGGCCCGUCCCAUUUGCGUAUUCCGCUGAAUGUUUCCCGCUGCAAGUCCGCGACGUUGGUAUGUCAUGGGCGACAGCGACUACCUGGUGCUUUAAUUUCAUUUUAUCUUUCACUUGGCCGCAUCUGGUCGAUUCUUUCAAACCCCAGGGUGCCUUCGGUUGGUACGCUGCUUGGUGUAUAAUCGGAUGGUUUUUGGUCCUGUUGUUUGUGCCUGAAACAAAGUGUAAGCAUCCUGAUCGAUCUGAGAUUAACUGUGCUAAUAUUCUAUCGUCAGCUCUUACUCUGGAAGAAUUGGACCAGGUCUUCUCUGUCUCGACUCGUAAGCAUGCCUCGUACCAGAUCAAGAAUGCUGUGUGGCAUUUCCGCGUCUGGGUCCUUCGUCAGAGACUGGAGCCUCUACCAGAAUUCUAUCAAGGUGUCGAGCGUCUUGCGGAAGUAGGUGAUAUAACGUCCAAGGGAGGAAGGAAGGGAGAAACAACGCAUAACGACUAG
Messenger RNA from Penicillium concentricum, 1956 nucleotides. Its product is annotated as sugar porter family MFS transporter. The transcript is spliced from 4 exons. Gene Ontology annotation, cellular component: membrane. Bases 1 to 1956 code for a protein of 651 amino acids. Gene Ontology annotation, molecular function: myo-inositol:proton symporter activity. NCBI's taxonomy places the organism in Eukaryota, Fungi, Ascomycota, Eurotiomycetes, Eurotiales, Aspergillaceae. The record is from RefSeq and is a predicted model, not a curated record. Gene Ontology annotation, biological process: transmembrane transport.